AUGACGAUUGCGAAUGGUGGUGGCGGCGGCGGCGGCGGGAUGCGACCCCUGAAAGUAACGACCGUCGGGGACGGUAUGGUCGGGAAGACCUGCAUGCUCAUCACCUACACGCAGAACGAAUUCCCCAGCGAGUACGUCCCGACCGUGUUCGACAACCAUGCGUGUAAUAUCGUCGUGGACGGUGCCGACUAUGCGCUUACCCUGUGGGAUACGGCCGGCCAGGAAGAUUACGAGCGAUUGCGGCCACUCAGCUAUCCGAAUACCGAUUGUUUUCUCAUCUGCUACUCAAUAUCGAACCGCACAUCUUUCGAUAACGUGCUGUCCAAAUGGUACCCAGAGAUAAGACAUUUUGCACCCUCCGUUCCAAUCGUGCUUGUCGGCACCAAGAGUGAUCUGAGGGUGGCCGGGUCGGAAAAGUUCGUCACCACGGCCGAGGGCAAGAAGCUAAAGCACAAAAUCAAAGCCUACGCGUUAGUGGAGUGUUCCGCGAAACGGAAGCUCAACCUGGCGGAGGUGUUCGACGAGGCGGUCAGGGCUGUGGAGAAGAAACCACACGCGGGCCCUCGGAUCUGUACGCUACUAUAG
Molecule: messenger RNA, 585 nt
Organism: Anopheles marshallii
Lineage: Eukaryota; Metazoa; Arthropoda; Insecta; Diptera; Culicidae
Product: ras-like GTP-binding protein RhoL
Exons: 3
Coding region: 1-585 (194 amino acids)
Biological process (GO): small GTPase-mediated signal transduction
Molecular function (GO): GTPase activity; GTP binding
Source: RefSeq, a predicted model, not a curated record